UUUUUAUCGCAUAUUUUUCAACAGAAACUAUUGUUUUAAUUGAGUAUCUUAUAGUCAUAAGUUCUAUGUUCAUACAAGAGAAUAGAAAAUGAAGAGAGAGGAUCUCUUCCAUCUCUCUAAAAAUUCAACAACAACUUGAAACCCAUAUGGAAUUCCGGCAACCUGCAUACCGCCAGAAUCAACACCACCUUUUGUGUGUCAAUUGCAACUGCACACAUGGGACCUUUCAUCACUACAGCAAAGGGUAUAGAGACCAAAGCUACCAGCAACAGUGGGAAAAUCCUCAGGGUAGCUCCCAUGCUAGACAGUUCACGGGGAACAGAACAUCUUCCACCCGAGCAGGUACAGGACUCUAUCCAAAUAUGAACUCCCAUAACUCGCGUAGCUCCGCUUCCUACUCAACUCACAGGAAUGGAAAUAACGCCUAUCACACGAGGGCCAAACUUACUGGGACGAAGACGAGAUGCUCAGCGUCGUCAACAACAUCAAACCCAAAUGGGGAAAAACGAUGGCUGGAGCACCGUCAUAUACAGGGGUCGACGACACCCCCUCCAUCCCAAUCACAGACUCCCAUCGCUCCAAAGCACCGAGUCUGAAAUCAACAGGACAGAGGGUAUCAAUAAUCGCUACCAUCGAUUACAAUUCGAAAAUGAAACCCAGCCCUUCGAAUACGAUUUUGACUCCAAGACAUCGGACCUGGUAAACGAAACACACAGAGCUAGAGAAGAGCGCAGUCGAUUUGUGAAAAAUAUAAGGCGAGACAAUCAAAAUGGAAGCCAAACGAGACCGCCAGUAUACGGUGGUUCAAGACUGGCGACCACCGCGCUGGUUGUCCCAACCGUCUCAUCAUCUGGUUCCUCGGCUGAGAAAAUCAACGUCACACAACUGGCUCCAUACAUCGACAGUCUGGAUGUCGAGGAAACAUGUCCAGCGGGUACCGCCCAACUCACAUGGGCUGCCGUUGUGAGGAACGAAACAGACAAAGAUUACAGCAAGGCAGUUUCAAUCUCAGCCCACGCUCCUCUUUCAAAUGAAAAACGAAUUAUUUCACAUAUGGACCCAACUGAAAUAAUCCAGGCAAUGCCAGAUGACUUCUCAAAGGACACAGAUGACACAGAAAAGUUUCACUUCUUUGGAGAGUGACGUGCACUUUGUCGUGAUGUGCACUCAAAAUAAUAAUACAAUACAACACUUAUACGUAGUAUAGCGUAGUAAGGUUCGUAUCCACAGGGAAAGGAAUACUUUUCUUCUUACAGAAAUAGAUAAGUAACAAUAAGGGGGGUUUAUAUUUGAUUGAUGAACUUUAAAUUAUAUUUAAAUACGAAGAUGAACGAGUUAUGUGGUUUAAUUAAUGAGACGAAGACUUGGCUU
Messenger RNA from Cuscuta epithymum, 1371 nucleotides. The record is from the annotation of a GenBank genome assembly. NCBI's taxonomy places the organism in Eukaryota, Viridiplantae, Streptophyta, Magnoliopsida, Solanales, Convolvulaceae.